Molecule: messenger RNA, 2096 nt
Organism: Pyricularia oryzae 70-15
Lineage: Eukaryota; Fungi; Ascomycota; Sordariomycetes; Magnaporthales; Pyriculariaceae
Exons: 3
Coding region: 688-1803 (371 amino acids)
Biological process (GO): lipid metabolic process
Source: RefSeq, a predicted model, not a curated record
GGCAGUUUUAACCCCUGAAUCGUCAAAACGGCAACGAUCAGAGAUUUCAGAAUGACAUGUUGCCCUUGCCCUCAUAAGCUUUGCUUUUGGCGUUCUUUAUCAAUCUUUUUCGCUUUGCGGGCAGCCGGGGAACGUAUUAAGCUUCCUGCAUUAUAUUAAUCGGUCGCUUUUUCUAUAUUCAGCAUCUGCACACAUCAGCGUGCAAAAAAAGAGCGCUGGGCACUGUCUUGAUCAUGGAUGACACCGGUAUUGUCAUCGACCCUCAAUUGCCCAAGACCGACAUCAUCGUCUUGAACAAUAUCAUCGGCGACAUCCGCGAAGCAAGGGCAUCGAAGGCUUCGUCGGGCUCGGAGACAUCCUCUGGUGUCGCGACCCCUGAUGAAAGCGAUGAAGCUUCCUCUAGCGGCCGUUCUUCAGCGAGCGCAGGCACUCGCCGUGGGCGGCGUACACCGCCAGAAUCGGAGCGAUUGAUUUCCGAUAACGGUGGCCAAAGUAUGUGGCGGCAUAUGAAUGAUUAAUGCCUUUUCUUUUUAAUUGCUUUCAAUCAGUGCAGUCAUUUCAGAUCACAUUCCAGUAGCUUUUCGACUUUUGUUAUCUUGUUUCUUUCAUUUGUCAUAUGAACUGCCAGCAGCGGCAAGCGGUGAUUGGGAUGCCCGCCACAGAGCGGCGUUAGAGUCGCUCGAGGCGAUGAGCGACCCAAAGCAUGCAGACUUUGAGCCUACCGUCUUCGUCUCAACCGAUCUCCGGGACCUGCAGCUUCCCAAGGCCGUCAACCACUGGCUGCUGCAGCCCUACAUCCGCUGGGCGCAGGGGAUCGUGCGCACCAAGACGGACGUUGUCAUGUGGACGCAUCUGCUCAUCUACUUCACCACCACCAUCCCGAGCGCCGCGUACCUGCUCCUUGUGCACUUUUCCUGGACCCACGGCGUGCUGCACUUCCUCAUGCAGCUCUUCUACAUGCCCACGUACACGCUCAUGAUGCACCAGCACAUCCACCAGCGCGGCGUGCUGGCCAAGAGCUGGGCCUGGCUGGACCGCUCCUUCCCCUUCGUCCUGGAUCCACUCAUGGGCCACACCUGGAACUCGUACUACUACCACCACGUCAAGCACCACCACGUCGAGGGCAACGGCCCAGGAGACCUGUCGUCGACUAUCUACUUUCAGCGCGACAACGCCUGGCACUUUGCCCAGUACGUCGGCCGCUUCUACUUUUUGGUCUGGCUGGACCUGCCCCUGUAUUUUAUGCGCAAGAAGAAGUACGAGCUGGCCGCCCGUGCCGCAUGGUCCGAGUGCUUUAGCUACUUUGCCAUGUAUUGCUUGUGGAGGUUUCUCGAUUCUAGAGCUGCCUUUAUGGUUGUCAUACUCCCAUUCCUUCUGCUGAGACUGGCUUUUAUGGCUGGAAACUGGGGACAGCAUGCGUUUGUGGACUGGGAGGAUGCGGAUUCUGACUACAGGUCCAGCAUCACUCUGAUUGACGUGCCGAGCAACCGGUACUGCUUCAAUGACGGCUACCACACUUCUCACCAUCUCAACCCCCUGAGACAUUGGCGCCAGCACCCAGUGUCUUUCAUCAAGGAGAAGGAGACGUACGCUCGCGAGAAGGCCCUCGUCUUCCACGGCCUCGACUUCAACAUGAUCACCAUCAAGUGCCUGCAGAAGGACUACAUGUACCUGGCUCAGCGCCUGGUGCCUCUGGGUGACCAGGUGCACAUGACCAUGGAGGAGCGCGCCGAUAUGCUCCGUCAGCACACGCGGCAGUUCACCAAGGAGGAUAUUGCGCGCAAGUUUAGGACUACUUCGUGAGAUUGCGUAUCGCUUGACUACAGGCAAAGAAGGUUCAGAUUUCAUUGGUCAAUUAUUGACUUUACAUGAGGCGACAACUCUCAAGCAGUCCAUAGAUAUGAUAGAUCAGCCCUUAUGACUAGUGUGCAGAUGCACAGAGUUGACUCGAUUUGACGACUGGAUAAGAAGCAGCAUUCAAUACGAACAAGAGAAAUAUGCUACAGGAAUAGCUUAUGGAGAACGAGUAUAAAUCGAGAUUUAAUUAGUGUCAAGUGUUUUUGGCAGAAAGACAGUAUGAAAUUCUAGAUCACCAG